Colius striatus (speckled mousebird) is the source of this 4246-nucleotide messenger RNA. It is a transcript of the gene ANTXRL, whose product is annotated as ANTXR like. Lineage: Eukaryota; Metazoa; Chordata; Aves; Coliiformes; Coliidae. Gene Ontology annotation, molecular function: signaling receptor activity. The record is from RefSeq and is a predicted model, not a curated record. Gene Ontology annotation, cellular component: membrane. Bases 325 to 1998 code for a protein of 557 amino acids. The transcript has 18 exons.
GGAGCCUCUUCGGUCCGCGCGGGACGGGGCUGAGGCGCUUGGGCAGCCGCCGAGGCGGCAGGGCAUGGAGACGGGGUUCUGGAAACCAUCUGGCCAGGUCCAACUUGUAGUUCCGAGUCAGCAGUUCGGUUCGCGGCGGGUAAGGUUGCCCUGAGCCCGUAGGGUUGAGCCGAAAUCCUGAAGCUGGUGAUUAUUCCCCCCACGCCGUCCGCCCCCCCCCCCCCCGCUUUUUUUUCCCCCCUCUGCCCUCGAUACUUCCGAAGAGCCCGUAAAGUCUGCAGCGAGAGACUGGGGGAGGAGGAAGAAUUAAGGAAGGGAAAAAAAAUGGCGAGUUGCAGGAGCAGCGUGGAGAAAGCAGCAUUUUUGUGCUGCUUCUUACUGGCAAUAGGGAGCCUAACGUCUAGCGCCCGGCCGGAGGAGGAGGAAGAGCAAGAAGAGCAGCGCUCCUGUCACGGUGCCUUUGAUCUCUACUUCGUUCUGGAUAAGUCUGGAAGUGUCAGAAAUCAUUGGACUGAGAUUUACUCUUUUGUGGAAAGCCUAGCCGAGAAGUUCAUAAGUCCAAUGUUGAGGAUGUCUUUCAUUGUUUUUUCUUCACGAGGCACUACAAUCAUGAAACUGACAGAAAACAGGGAAGCCAUAAGACGGGGGCUCGACAUUCUUCAGUAUGAAGUGCCUGGAGGAGACACGUUCAUGCAUGAAGGAUUUAAAAGGGCAAAUGAGCAGAUUUACCACGAAACCUAUGGAGGGGUUCGGACUGCUAGUGUGAUUAUAGCUCUGACGGAUGGAGAAUUGCAAGAUGUUCAGUUUUAUUAUGCAGAACAAGAAGCCAACAGAGCCAGAAGCUUUGGAGCUAUUGUUUAUUGUGUUGGCGUGAAAGACUUCAAUGAAACUCAGCUCUCAACGAUUGCUGACAGCAUUGAUCAUGUUUUUCCAGUUACGGGAGGCUUUUAUGCUCUGAGAGGAACCAUUGAUUCAAUUCUCAAGAAGUCUUGCAUUGAGAUCCUGGCAGCUGAACCAUCGAGUGUUUGUGCAGGAGAAUCAUUUCAAGUUGUGGUAAAAGGCAAUGGGUUUUAUCAUGCAAGAAAUAUCGACCAGGUACUCUGCAGCUUCAAGCUCAAUGACAGCCUUACAAUCAAUGAAAAGCCAACUCAUGUUCAAGAUACUUACUUACUUUGUCCUGCCCCAGUGAUAGAAGAUGCUGGACAGGUGGUUUUCCUACAAGUCAGCAUGAACAACGGGCUAACGUUCAUCUCCAGCUCUGUCAACAUCACCAGCACACAAUGUCUGACUGGGACCAUUCUUUUCAUUGCCCUCCUAAUUCUCUUUCUGCUGCUGACUCUGGCUCUUCUGUGGUGGUUCUGGCCCCUUUGCUGCACAGUGGUGAUCAAGGAGCCACUGCCACCUCCACCUCCAGAGCCUGAAUCAGAUGACGAAGAUGGGUUGCCAAAGAAAAAGUGGCCAACCGUGGAUGCAUCUUAUUACGGAGGUCGAGGUGUUGGCGGGAUUAAAAGGAUGGAGGUGCGAUGGGGAGACAAGGGGUCAACAGAGGAAGGAGCAAAAUUGGAGAAGCCCAAAAAUGCUAUUAUUAAAUUGCCAGAACAGGAGUAUGAGCCUUGGGAACCCAAGCCGAAGAAGCCGCAUGUGAGAAAACCACCUUCCCAGCAGAAGUGGUACACUCCGAUCAAGGGUAAACUUGAUGCACUGUGGGCUUUGGUUCGACGAGGGUAUGAUCAAGUCUCUCUUAUGAGACCACAGCCAGGGGAUAAGGGAAGAUGCAUAAACUUCACUCGGGUGAAAUCGGAUGGAACCUCUGCCCCUUACAGCCCACCACCAAAGCUGCCACAGCGUGAUGAUGGUCUUCUCAACAAUGCUCUAAGGAGUCCUCCUCCUCCUGUGUCUCUGCAGCCCCCUUCCAGACAGCCACCUCCUGGACCACCCCCAUCCCGAGCUCCUCCUGGACCUCCUCCUUCACGCCCACCCCCACAACCCAUGGCUUAGAGUGCAGCAAAACCCUGAUCAACAAAAUAUGGCUCUUUGCUGAACACAGCAUAUUUAUUGAGUAUUGGUUUACAGUUAAAGAUAUCAGAAUUUGUUGCUGGUCAGCAAAAAAAGAAGAAAGGGGGAAAAAAAAAUAUUGCCAAGUGUCAAUUUUAGUGUAUGAAUAUAUUUAUAUCACACGUGCUGAGUAAACAUUCAGUGGAUAGAUUCAGAGCUAUGGGGUAUAGAAACAAACAAAAAUGAUCAUCUAGAUAGAGUAGCAACUUUUGUAUACAUACGUUUGAUCAUUUUACUUAUGACAUUUGCCUGACUUGGUACGUCAGGUCAUUCAUUAAUAACUUUAGCCAGUACACAUGCAUCAGUUGUUUUGAUAGCUGCCGCCUACAACUUGGUUAAACAUAGAUCAUUGAGGAAUUUACUUUAUUUUCUCCCAACAGUACUGCAUCCAGAUCCUAAUGUGGAACCAUAAUUGCAAAGAUAACUUUCUGCCUUUAGUUCUGCAGGUCGAAUUUCCAUGAAAGUUUAUAAGAAGGCUAUAACAAUAAUGAGGUCAAAUGAGCCAAUGUGCUAAUCUAGCAACAGUAAUCUAGCAUAGAAGAGGGAUAUCAUUUUCUCUUGAAAAAAUCACUUUUGAGCCUGCCAUCUCUGCACGUGUUUGGAUUUGGUUGCUUAGGAUAGCUACUGAAGGCCAGAUAUUGGUUCUAGAAAUCCAAAGUUUGAACAAGACCUGGGUUCACAUUUGUCGAAAGUUUUAAUGAAUUUUGAUUAAAAUGUUCUGGCUAGUUUUGUUUUACAGAAGACAUGGUCCAAAAUGGAGAAAAUAUACCUGAAAUCUGAGCAUAAAUGCUGUAAUAUGCAGCAUAUGUUAGUUAAAUUAGCAGGAAUGAGGGACUGAUUCCAUUGCUAUUUAAUUGGAUACGUUUAUUUUUGAUCUUGCUGCCACUCAGAACUAGAACGUCUUGUGAUUGAAACAUGAAUUCCUCUACAACUCUUUCUUUAGACAGCCCAGAUCCCACUAAUAUGUAACCUUGCGUUCUACCUGUGGCUGAGAGUCAUGGUGUGAAGCAUCAGUACGACCUUCUGUCUCUGUUUUAUAUAAGCAUUUGGCUAGAUGAUUUCCCAAACAUUGUGGCUGCUUGCCCAAUGAUGACCUCAAUUCUGUGUGUCAUCAGAAAAUGAUAUGAGCACCCACACAGAGGUGGGAAUUUGUGACGCGGGACUGUGGGACAGCCCAUCAAUAGAGUUCACUAAGCAAUACCUAUGUGGGUUGUGCCCAGAUCAUUCCCUAGUAAAUCACAGUAACACCCAAGCUUGCUUUUUUUCCACCACUACCUAUCAUAUUGUAUCAGAGCGGGUGGCUGCAAAUCCCUGUGCUGGCUCACUUUGGCACCAGCCAUGUUGUUAGGAUAGCUGUAAAAUAAUGUUUAUGUUGUAUUAUGAUGCAGUGCAUCCCUUCAUCUGUGUGUAGGUGUGCACAUGUAGCACAUCAUAGUAGUUGCUGGAUCAAGAUAAAACACUUACUGGAUUGUGCAGUUAUUCCAUAUUUAAGGCUUCUUCAUGCAGUUGUUACAGGCAUAUAAAGUUGCACUGGUACAAAUAGAAACCAGGCUUACCAUUUCCAGUCGAAGUCCCACUUGCAAAACACCAAGCUCUCAUUGGUCUAUGCUUAUCAUUGUGACAUGCCAUAUGUAUGCAGCUGAGGCUUUCAAACUCAGAACUAGAGAGCCUCCUUCUCUUCUAGCAUUGCUCUACUCUCUUGAGUUACGCUCUUACUUCAUGUAUGUUGGUGCAGGUAGUGAAAUCACAGUUGUGGGUGCCAGCUGGCCUUGGAGCUGUUCCUAAUUUAAGCUUGAGCCAGCAAAGCAUUACUGCAUGCAUUAAAAUGUUCUGCAAGUCAAGAGGAACAUCUUUAUGCCCAUCCUUAUACCCAAGUACUUUGCUGACCAGUGACUUCACUGUGAUCAAAAAGGAGAAUUUAGAUGCACUCAACCCUAUCCUCAUUCCUUUUGGUCACUUGAAUAGUGUCUGCAUAAUUUAGUCCAUAAGAAUGGAUUUCUGUUUGGAGGAGAGAGAAGUGUAUGUGUAUGUGUUUGCAUGCGUCUGUUUCUGUAUGUGGGAACUGCGUAGGUUUUUGUUUCGUUUCUCUCUCUUUACAAAAAUUGCUUGGAGAGUAGCACUGCCGUGAGUAGGAAAGCCUUUUGCAGGCAGUGUGACACAGAGUUAUCACUUAUCCUUCAGUUGAAAGGUG